AUGCCACCUUCUUCCAAAGGAAAAAGAAAAGCCAGAAAUCAGAAUAGAAAUGGUAAAGGUCGAUAUUGUAAUCCCAAAAAAGUUCUUCACAUCUCAGUAAUUUUAACUGAUCAAGAAAAUCUGGAAGAUAAAUUUGGUGAACUAUAUAAUAGUGACAGAGAAGGUGAGUUGGAUGUUAGCGAUAGAAAAGAAAGUAAAGAUGAUGGUUGGAAUAAAUAUGAUGAAUUAAAUGUUAGUGAUUUAGAGUGGGGGGAUAAGGAAGAUAAAAAAAUAAAACGAGGUCCAUAUAUGAAAGGCUGGACACUGAAGUCAACUUAUUAUGAUAAGUAUGAGCCAAAUGGUAUCUUUACUAAAGCGGCAGUUGGUACCAAAAAAAUUACCAGUUUUUUUAAUAAUAUCGAGACACAAGUUACAAAUCUACAGCCUAACGAGUUAGAUAAGGUCUCAAGCGAUUCAGAAAGUGAAACUGACUCAUAUGUCUAUAAAAUAAAUAAAAGGGCGAAAGAUUUAAAAAAACAAUUAGACCAAAAUCAUGGUAUAUUAACAGUUAAAGAGUAUAAUUAUAAAAGAGCUAUUUUUGAAUAUCUUAGUUUGUUGAGUAAUAAUAAUGGUCAUGGCAAAAUUAAAGCUAGUUUGGAGGUUAUGCAGAAGGUCUUUAUCGAUGGUGGUAUGUGGAAAGUGCGAACAAUUCGAUAUUUUACAGAAUAUUGGUUACUUAAUGAUAAGCUUCCAUCAUCUAGACAUGGAAAACAUCAAAAAACAAUUAGGAUAAUCGAUGAUGAAGAUAUUGAAAUCAAAUGCCAUAUUUGGAUUAAAAGCCAAAAUUUCAAAAUUACACUUGCUACAUUUAAAAAAUUUAUCGAAGAUGAGUUGUUUUCUAGU
This is a messenger RNA of Racocetra persica, 882 nucleotides long. The record is from the annotation of a GenBank genome assembly. Lineage: Eukaryota; Fungi; Glomeromycota; Glomeromycetes; Diversisporales; Gigasporaceae.